Podarcis lilfordi (Lilford's wall lizard) is the source of this 35972-nucleotide messenger RNA. Lineage: Eukaryota; Metazoa; Chordata; Lepidosauria; Squamata; Lacertidae. The record is from the annotation of a GenBank genome assembly.
GGACCCUUCCGCAGGCUGCGAAUGACAGUUGUCGCGCGGCGGCGUCUCUCGAGGCCUCCUCCUCCUCCUCCUCCUCGCCCCGCCCCCGCCGGAGCCAGCCGAGUUAGGGAGGCGGGCAGGCGGGCGGAGUGAAGCCGAACAUGGCGGCUGUGACGGCGGCGGGUGCUGCGCUGGCAGCGGCCCGUGGGGAGGGGGCAGCGCAGCAGCAGCAGCGGCCGCCACAACAACAGCAGCAGCAGCAGCGGCCGGCAGAGCUCGCCUGAGGAGAGCGGCCGAGUGAGCGCAGCUUCUCCGCCCCAGCGGCGCCUACCCUCCCCGCGUCCCUCGCGCCCUGCCCUGCCCUCUUCUUGUCUGAAGAGCGGCCGAGAUGGAGGUGGUCGGGGCCGGGGAGGAGGGCGAGGAGCCCCCGAAAGAGGUCCGGAUCCUUGGCUCGGAGCUGGUGGAGACCUACACGGUGAGGCGGCGGCGGCAGGAGGGGCGAGGAAGGGGAGGCGAGGUCAGGGCGGUGGUGGGUUUCUUUUUCUCAAAGGGAAGAGUUCAAGUCUUUCCCUGGGUCCCUCAUCCCUCUCUCGGGGAAAAGGACGGGAAUCUCCUGAUCAUGAUACACGUACACACGCACUGUGUAUCUGUAUCGUGGGAAGGGGGAAUAACGAUGCGGGGAUAAAUGGGGAGCGGGUUGGAGAAAACCUGCUAAAGAGACGCUUUCUUGGUGCAUCCAGAUCCGAUAUUGCCCUGUUGGGAAACGAUUGCAGGCUUCAUCGGGUCUGUGUUAUGGUUGUGCGCUUCCGAGUUACACAGAACUCUUCCUUGGGCGGGAACACUUAACUCCGAAAGCAAAGAAAUAAAAUGCAUGUGAGAGAGCAAAGGUGGUGUUGGGGCGGGGGAGAACACUCCAGCCAUGAACCAUCUUCCCCAGAGUCUCAUCUUUCUAGCAUUUGUAGAACCAGAGAAAGGAGGCAAAAUGUGCUUAUAGGUUCUUUUUUGUGAGAAAUUAGCCCUCUCUUCCGCUUUUUAGUGUUUUACAUCCCCGCGCCCCCCCCCAAUCCUUUGGCACCCAUGUGAGGGAGGCCAUAGAUGUUGUUGUCUCUCUUCAGGUUGAGGUUUAAAAUACUUGCCUUCGAAAUGGGUAUGCCAAAUGAAAAACCAAGUUCUGGUAUGAGCUUCAUUUUAUUCUGCCCUCUCACUUCAUGGUAAACAGAUACAAAGCAUCCUUUAGAAACUGGCCCAAACGCAUGACCUAACAUAUAAUACAUUUGGUAUGUUGUUUUUUAAAAUAAUAUGCAGAAGGGAUGUGGCAAUGGGCAAGGGGACAUUUUUCCAGUCUGGAUCAAAUUCAGUGUAUGAUAAUCUUACGCAACUGUUAAAACUAUGAAAUGCUUCUCUUUCUGAAUGGUGGGGUUAGAGGAGAAGAUGCUUUGAUUUGCAUUACACUAGUUGUAGUAAUGUUCUUAUCAAUACCAAUAAACUUUUUAUACAGAGUUGUCUGUAUGGACAAGUACAUUACAGUUACCUUGCAGCUUUAGAAGCCAACCCAGAAUCUUACCAUUGAAACAUCUCAAACUACUUGGUUACAUAAAUGAAAAUGGGUGUGCCUCCUAGUUUUGUUUUAGCUAAGCCAUUCUCUUAGAUGAAGUCUUGAGCCAUUCUCAUCAAUGAAUUUUGUAGUGUGAAAACAGAUUUCUAAACCUGUUUAUGCCUAUUUUAAUAGUAUGAAGGGGUGAGAAUACAUGGCACCACAUUGGUUUAAAAGUGAUAUAUAUGUCCCAUUUCUAAUGCUGCAUAGAUGCAGGCCUUGUUGAUUGCAUUUUUAAUACGUAAAGUGUAAAAAAAAUCAGGGUAUAAUGGAAAUGAUUUACAUAAUGUGAGAUACUUGGCAGAGAUAGAACUGCAGUGUGAGAGUUUUGAAAAUAUUUUCCCCCUUGAGUACACGGGCUAGCUAAAAUAAGAGAGAAGGGGGAGAAAGCAGUCUAGAUAAAGUACUUUCAAAAUGUAAUUCUUUUGAUCUGUGUGCAGAGCAGAUAAUGAUAUUAUAGUGACUAAUCCAGCCAAAAUUAGGCAAACAGUCCUCCUCACAGUGCUAAUUUUGGCUUGCGCCUUGUUUGUUAGUGAAUACUUUUAUUUGCUGGUUCUACCCAAUGUAAAACGAAGAGAGACUGGUAGGUCGCCUACCACAGCAACCUCAUGAUAAUAAUAAGGAAACCAUAGACAGGAAAUAUGUUUGCUGAUGAAGUAGACUGUAGUCCAAAAGAGCAUAUGCCAUAAUAAAUUGGUUAGCCUUUCAAGAUUCCUUUUGGGUUUUGUUGUUGUUGCUGCUGCUGCUGCUAUAGACUUGAACGCCUGCCCCUCUAAAAAUUUCACUCUCAUAAUUCUCCCUCUAAAAAAUUAGUAACUGUGUGGCAGCUCUCCACUUUUGUAAGAUACAGUGGUACCUCUGGUUGCGGACGGGAUCCGUUCCAGAGCCCCAUUCACAACCUGAGCAGAACGCAACCCGCGUGUGUGCAGGUCGCGAUUUGCUGCUUCAGCGCAUGCGCGUGAUGUCAUUUUUGAGCGUCUGCGCAUAUGCGAGCAGCAAAACGCCGAAGUAAUCCUUUCUGGUACUUCCAUGUCGCCGUGGGAUGCAACCUGAAAAAGCUCAGCCUGAAGCAAAUGCAACAUGAGGUAUGACUGUAAUGGACUUGCAGUGUCCCAGGUAACUUAUGAUGAUGGGAAAGGUACUAGACUUGGCUUUGGGAAACUUGCAGCGUUUUUAUUUGUGAGAGCGACCAAUGAAUAUCCUUACACAACUAUAUAAGUAAGCAAAGUAAGCUAUACUUUUCCCUGCUUAAGAGUCAGCAGUGUCUGGCAGCCAUUACAUCAAUCCCUACCCUCUCUCAGAUCUACUUUCAUCCCUAGUAACACAGUUCAGUAAGGGUGCAGCCCCAUGGCCCCUUGUCAGAUCUACUUCUUUGAUAUCCAAGAAGUCAGCUCCUCCAACUGCAGUGGCUUAGCGUGGUUUGCCAGUGCCCAGGGCAAGGCAAGUAUUGAGCCCCCUAACCUGUAGGAAGAAGCAAUCAUAUAUCACAGUCAAGGAAAAGUUUGAGGAGCCCACCAUGCGAGAGUCUGUUUUUCAGGGACUGGGACCAUCUGGAACCAACCACUGACAUCUCAGUUCAUGGUGAGCACAGAGUAACCCUUCUGAUGGAAUGGGAGCACUCCGAUGGUGCAAACCUUUGCCAUCAUUGGCUUGCACUCUGCACAACCUCUGUGGCUCCUUCCCUUUUGCGCACCUUUCUCUAUGCUUGGAGAAAAAGGUGGCGGUGGAUUUGGUUUCGAAGAACAGUGUGUGGCAACAGAGUGCCGCGCUGUCGGGGCUGUUGUUGAGUGGGCACAUGACCCUCCCUGCUGCAGGGCAGGCUGAAAUGGGUGGGAGCAUCUCUGCUGAGGGUCAGGGCAAUGGGCAGAGGAAGCCAGCGGUGGGCAGGACAGAGUUGUUGGCCAUCGCAGUGCCUCCAUGCAGUGCUGCUGCUGCUGCCAGAUGGAGCAGUGCAGGAUAUAUGUGCACACCUCCUCAGGUUGGGGCAUUGCCACUGCCUCAAGUCUCGCCGUCCAUCCACCUGUCUCACCAUCAGGAGACGCCACACAGCUGAGGAAUACAAGGGCCUCUCCUAUCCUAGCUCCUGUUUGGUGUCCUGCUCAGGUGAAGCAGGCAGGUGGGACAGGGAGUGCCUUUGGUCAGGGCAGCAGCUGCAACUGCAGCCUAAGAGGGAAGGAGUAUUUUGCAUGUGCUCAGAAGCACAUCCCUAUAAAUUUUUGAACCCAGGGCAAUCGCCCUGGUGCCCCUCCACCCUGCUACACCGCUGUCCAACACCGUGGGCCAAAAAAAGGGCAGUUCCAAAAGUCUUCCUAGUCCCUUGACAUUCCUCCCUAUGGGAAGUCAGGGACACAUUCUCCAUGCUUUGGUGCAAUUGGGGAUAGCCAAAACCCCAUUUAUAUUAUGCAAAUAUAUGUUCCCAUCAGCCUACUUGGCAAUACACAUUCUCACCAUUUAUUGAACAACUCACUAGUAUCUCUUCAUAGGAAUUAGGUUGCACUCAUUAAAAAUGUAUUUUUAAGUUAUGUUAUAUGGGGGGGACUUAAUAAAAUUAAGAAUUCUUAAACAGCUGAAGGUAAGCACAUUUGAGUUGCACUUAUUUCAGAUGAAGUGAUUCCCCCUCCCCCUCCCCAACUUUGACUGGAUUGUGCCCACGGUUCUGCAUGUAUUUUUUCUUUGUUUCUCAGAAUUAUGAACAGCAAGAAGCCCUUAGGAGACUUUCCCACCCUUAUCUCCCCACGACAGCUUCCUGCACCCCUGGAAAAGCUGCUCCUGAAGGUGUGGGAGGCUGCCUGAAAUCAAAGGGAGAUACAAUGCCUUAGUAAGGGGGACAAAGUAAUUCCCCCUGCGGCCCCUGUGUCCUGCCCCAUCCUAUUCUGGAGAGUUCCUUCAUCCUCAGGAGCGGCUUUUGGUGGGCUGCAGACGAGACAGUGCAAAGAUUCCCUUUUCCAAGCUUCCUUUUAAGAGCCAAUCUGAAAUGAAAAUAUGCAAUUGUUUUUUUAUGAGAGAUUUUGUAUAUACUCUACUUUGUAUUUAGUGUCCCUAAUGAAAACUGCAAGCUCAAAACACAUAGCUUACCUAUCAACUUGGGUAAUAACAUUGCCCUUUGUAACUGCAGAUCUUUCGAUUAUUACUAGAUAAUACAAAGCAAUAGCUAGAUAAGUGACAUUGAUGAUGAAGUGUACAGGCUUUGAAGCUUCAUUUACAAAAGGAUUGUGCUGUGAGAAAUGUAAAAACAACCCUGUCUUCUCUUGUGUGUAAAUACAUGCUGAUUAUUGUGAUUCUAGAGACACAGUCCAGAAAAGUGUGUGCACAGAGAAGAACUGAGUGCACAGCCUGAGCUUCCUUUGAAGUAUUUGCUGCAGCAGCUCCUACUGCCAUGGUUCAAUUUGCAAAACAGCUUGCUGCCUCAACAGCCAGAGCUGCUGCAGUGAGAACUUCAAAGAAACCUCCUGCUGUGUGCAUGGUUCCCCCUCCUCCAAAUGCACAUGGAGCCUCUGUAGAUUGCAGCCACUAUCAUAGCUAGGUUGCUCCAUAUUAUUUCAUUUGUAUUGUUCCAUAGAAAUAAGCAGUGAAAAUAAUUGAUUUCAGGUAGUGGAGUCUCAUUCUAGAAAUAGGCAUGUAUUCAUCAACCUUCAGAAUACAAGAGUACACACUCUUUUCUAUUCUCUAUAUCAGUGAAGUAUUUUAAACAGUAUUUAUUAAUCUAAUCUAAUUUAACGUUAAGUCCCCUACAUGUUUCCUUAGACAUAAGUCUGUGUUGAGUGAGGCAUGCUUCUAGAUAAAGAUGCAUUGGAUUCCAGCCUAAGAGUAUAAAGGUAACCACCUAACUAAUGCCAAGACCAACAGAUUUCUGACAGUGAUGUGGUUAAAAUGCCAUUAAUGAUGUCUCAUGCCAGUUAAAUUAUUUGCAUGCGUUGGCAGGAAAAAAAUAUUUGUACUUUGGACUGAGUUUUUUAAAAUGGGGAAUACUGUAGAUAUAUCAAACAGUAUCCUGUUACUUUUCUAACUUUUGCUUUUAAAGCUCCCUUGUUUUAUGAUAAAACGUUUGAGUCCUGAGCAUUAUUAUUAUUAUUAUUAUUAUUUUCUGAUAUACACCUUAAUGACUUUUGCUAAGCGUUUUAGUUAGUGUGAUCAGAGGAAGAUAAUUUGAAUUACAUUCAGACUUUGCACGAGUGGACGUCUACUCAUGCAACAGGGUUUUACGCUGCAGCCUUGUGUGCCUGUGACAGCUGAAAAUUGCUGAAAAUCAGGUAGCUUCUUUUAGUAAUAGAAUUAUGUUAUCAACAUAGUACAACAUAAUGGUAUGUUAAUCUGCCCCCGCCAUCAAUUUCCUAUAUCAGUAUUAAAAUAGGACAAGCUGUGAAUGAGAUAGAGACAACCCUGAAUAUAUGCUUAGUUCUGCAUGAGAUUUGAAAAUGAAGCAAUUUUAAAGCACUCUUGUAGUGCCUUGUUUGUAACAUGCAGUAUUAAAAAUACUAAUGUAGAGGAAAUGCUAAUCAUAGAUCUGGUUAUCAUUUCAGAAUUAGUGAUUCACAACCUUCUUCCUUAGUUGCUAAUGCAGGGACUAAUGCAUGAUUAUAUGAUUAUACUAUAAUUGAAAUGAAGCAUACAGGCUGCAUUCAAACAAUCAUAUAUUGACUGCUUAAGCCGUACUAUGACCAAACCUGAUGAACUUAAAUGCAGCUCCUUUGCCUUGCCUUCCUGUGAACAAAGCAGGAAGUGUCCACUUAACUAUACCUUCCCAUAACAUACAACUUGAGAAAUGAUAAUUAAUGACUUCUCAACAAGCCAGAAUGUUAAGCUGCUUUAAAUAUCAUGCUCCUAGAAAAACACCCGGUAUUGUUUGUUCUAAUAGAGAUCAUCCAUAUAAAUUUUGGGAAAGAGAGAUGUGAUGAGAGAGAAAGUAUUGCUCAAAAACUCUGUAUGUUAGGUCACAGAAUACAAAGCCUAAAAUCCUACUUCAUUAAAAUACUGAAUAAGUAAUUAUCAGUAACCUUUAUUAUUAAUACAGUACUUAGUAGUAGAACAACCCUCCAAAGUUUGUAUCAUCCUAGAGACAAAAGAGGAUUGGGGGUGCCUUAUCUUAAAUUAUAUUAUAUUAUAUUAUGAUGCUUUCAACUUGCACAAAUAAUGCAUAUUAUUACUGAUUUGCUGGAGAUCUUGUGGGUUCAAAUGGAAUUAUUCUGCACCACCCCUUCAGUUAAUGCUCUGCCUUUUAAAAAAUCCUUAUUGAGUGUGUAUUGGGAAAAUACACAAUCUCUUUUUUCAAUUGACUUUCAGGGUAUGGAAGAGACGGUUUCACACUUAGCUCCAUCUACAUCCCCUUUAUUUCCUAUAUUGGACCACCCAGCUGUCUGCCUUACAGACAAAUAUGUUCAAUAUAUCUGAAUUCUAAAGAUAUCCAAUAUUUACAGUUAUUAAUAAGGCCGGCUAUGGGUUCCUCCCCAGGAUCUUAGCAUAUCUUGGGAGGAUGACCUUAAAUGUCAGAUUCAUGAACAUAAAUGGGAUCAAAUAUGGGUAAAUGCUCCAUUAAAAACUAUAACUUCUAGGAUUCAAGAAUCCACUCUAAAAACAAUACUUAGAUGGUAUUGGACUCUAGUGUGCCUUUCCAAAAUCAAUGCAAAUCUCUCUCCACUAUGCUGGCAAUGCUGUAAUACUGUGUGAAGUUUUAUAUGUUUUUUGGAUAAACGUUUUUAUCAUUAUCUCUCAAAUCUAAGCUCAGUCACUAACACCAGAUACAGUCUUGGCCUUGUUUUCGAUAGAAAGCAAUACAGAUCCCAGAGUAUCUCAUGACACUUCCUAGUGGCUGAAGAAUGUCAAUAGGCUGUCACUGGGCAAAUACUUUGGGUGCAAGAAGGGCUUUGAGGAGAGGGAGGUCUGCUUGUCACUGUUACCUCUGUUCAGUUAUUUCUGUCUGCUCCUCUUGCCUUACUUGUCCUUUCAGUAUUAUGCCCAGCUUAUCAGGGAGCACAGCAUAAAUGUGAUGGAAGCAUUGCGAUUCAUAACUGUGCUGGUUUCUUGUUGGCAAAUCACAAUGGCUUGCUUGAUAUAGGAUAUCAUUUUUGCUGAAGGAAGAUGUGUGUGUGUUCUUCAAAUUAAACCAGUAACUGGUACCUGAAUAUUGCUGGUAACAGGCCUCUGCUUUGUGUGUCAGUAUGCUGUACUUGCACAGGUUUAGGUAUUCUUGGGGUGUGCAGAAGCUCAGAACCUAACUGGCAGCCUUUAUUUAAUGUUACACAAACACUGGAGGGAUUUUGUAUCUCUGAAUGUGUAAACAUUGCCCAUCUUAGGUUCCUUUAUCAGCUAAGAGUUGUAUUUUAUUUAGGUGUACAUCAUUCAAGUGAGCAUUGGCAACCAUCAGUGGGUGGUCAAACAUCGAUACAGUGACUUCCAUGAACUUCAUGAAAAGGUAAAUAUCCUCAUAUUUAAAAUGUUUGUUGUAAUGACUCUGUUACUGUUUUAUUAACAUUGAUUUAUUACUCUUCUUCUAACCCGGUGUCUCAAUACAUUUUAUAUAUAAAAUAAUUAAAAGCGGUGAAAACACAGAAACAAAAGAUACCCCACAUUUCGAUUCUCUUUAAAAAGAAAGGAAAGCCAUAUGGGAGACCACACCAUGAGAGGGAGGGAGUUCCCCCCUCCCCCAGCAUAUGGCUUUGUGACAGAAUGCUAGAGUUGGAAGGGACCAUGAAGGUCAUCUACUUGAACUCCCAGCAAUGCAAGAAUCUUGCACCCGAUUUUUGUUGAUGAAAAUUUCACAUAGAAAGAGCUAAAACCUCCCUCCUUGCUAUUCGGCAGUCAGAAUCCAGACCCCUACACACACACACAAUUGAGUGAGAGCUGUUGCUGAAAAGAGAAGAGAAGAGAAGAGAAGAGAAGAGAAGAGAGAAAAGAAAAGAAAAGAGAGUACCAAUCAUAGGAUUCAAGGCAUUGUUAACAUUUAAUGGGCCAGUAAGGUGUUAUCUACCCACACAUGAGCAAAUUCUAUCGAACACAGUAGGGCUUACUUAUGAGUAGAAAUGUAUGGGAUUGCACUGAGAGCAAAUUAUAUUAGGUAAAAUCUGCUUGGUUUUUUUAACCAUUGCCUAUGGAAAAUAACGAUCUGCUUAUGAAAAUCCAAGUUCAUUUGUUUACAUGGUCAUAGUAGGAACCUGGUCAUUACUUAAUUUCUGGUACCUGCUAGUUUCCUAUUCUUAGUGGUGUUUGAGCCUUGUGAGUGGUAAUAUGUCAUCAUUUGGUUCCUGAGCUCAUUAAUGAAGAACAUUUGCUGACUUUAAAGUUCAGAAUUGUUGAACCAUAAUGUAGACUAUAACCUCUCCCCCACCCCCCCAAAGAGAAAGGCAUUCACUUCAUUAUGUUAAAAAUUAGGUUGGAGUGGAACUCUGCUCAUGCAGUGAAGCUUUUCUGACUUGCCCUCCUCUCCCCAAAGACCAUUCCUGAAGAUCAGCAGAUCUUCUGGUAUAGCAUAGGAUCGGAUGCAGCAGGACAGGAAAUUGGGUGAAUUCAGCAAAGCAGUCUUACCCAAAUGAAGUGCUAUUUCACAACUGCAAGGUAUCUCUGGAUCCAAGCCAAUGUUAUUCAUUUCAUCAAUAUUAAGAACCUACUCUCCUGGCACUAUCUCGGUUAUUCCGCAAGACCUUUAAGGAAGUUGGUCUGUUUGUUUGUCUGUUUGAUUUACGUUGUUGCUGUUUGUAUUGUACAAAUCUUUUUUGAGACCUUAGUCCUGACCCCCGUCCCUGUCCCCCCAUUUUUAAAAAUUGGUUUGGAAGGCAUGCAAAGCAGUAUGUAAAAGCUUUUAAAAAAGAUCUCACUUUAUAUUACCCUGAGUUUUCAAAAACUAUAUUGGUAAUUACUGACAAAAUAAAUAUUUUAUUUCAGUUUGGCCCUAAUUUUUAGUGUAAGCAGUAAAUACCAAUUUCUGAAAACUCUGAUUCAUUUAGGAACAAUCUUAACUCUUUGUCUUACAGCUUGUUUCAGAAAAGAGAAUAGAUAAGAAUCUGUUACCUCCUAAGAAGAUUAUUGGCAAGAAUUCCAAAAGUUUGGUAGAAAAAAGACAAAAAGAAUUGGAAGUCUAUCUACAAACUCUCCUUCUUACAUUUCCCUUGGCUGCACCCAAAGUAUUGUCCCAGUUCUUACAUUUUCACUUAUACGUAAGUUGCAUUCUGCCAUUCUUCACUAUGGUUUAUUGUCAAAUAUUCUGAGUUCAGUUCUUAUUUUAAAUUUCUUAUCUUAAAUGGCAUGGGGCUGAUGAGAAUUGUAGUCCACUAUGUUGACAACUUGUCUUCUCAGAAAUAUGCCUUGAAAUGACCAGUGUGAAUUUAGGGUGUUUGUGCCUUUCAUCUAUUGCUUUUCAUAGCUUGAGUUUCAGAAAACCUUUCAGCACACUUUCUCUUCUGUAUUUGUAGUCACCCUUUUUAAAAAAUCUUGCAGCACAAUAAUUUGUUGGUCUUUUUUCAAACCCUUUUACAUAUUAUUUGAACUGUGACCAGAGUAUGUCCCAUCGAAGACUAAGGCACAGGUGCUAAAUGAUUACGUUUCAUUGCCAUUUAUAUAUUAGAUGCAUAUUUUGAUGUUUAAUGAUUUCAUACAGCAUUUUCUGAUUAUGCAUUUAUAGUUCAUUCUUGCUGAAUUUUCUUAAUUGCAUUUAGCUCCAAAUAUUGACUGAUUAUCAGGAUAAUGUCACAGGGAAACAAAUGUCAUUCCUUACGUAUUUCCCUUUCUUUUCUUCUUCACGGAUUUCUUCUUUAAAAGUAAUCUUCCUAUUUUGAAAUAGCUUCCUCUCUCAAGUUGUUCAUUGAUACACACCAUCUGCAUCUGAUACAGCAGUUUUAAUUAUUGUACCAUUGAGGAAAUGAAGUGGUUGUAACUUGUGCAAUUAGAACUGCAGUAAAAGGAAAUAGAUUCUUCCCUGUCUUGUGGAUCUUUUCCCCAGCAGUAGCUUAGUUCAUUAAAAAGAAUUUUUUUUAAAAAAAGAAAAAUGGACACACAGCCUUCAUCUCCACUGGGGAAUAAUUUCAGACACUUUUUCUUCCUUAUUGGCCGAGCAGCUAAUGAGUUGAACUAAUGUCUUCUGCAGAGUGCUGUGAUGUACUGGGUAUAUAAGGGAUAAAAUAGCCUCUCACUUAAUUGACUUAAUUUCCUGAGUACAGCCAGCACUGAACAUCACUCAGUGUUUGGAUUAUUUUAAUUCUGUAUUAUUUUUUAAGAUAUAUUGAAUCUUGUUUUAUGUUUUUUUAAAAAAUGUUCAAGCAGAAGUUUGUGAUUUUUUCUUCCAUUUGCUUGUUCUUUAUAGGAAAUCAUUGGGAUCACAGCUGCAUUGGCUGAAGAACUCUUUCACAAAGGUAUUUUUUAUUUAUUUUUUAUUUUGUAUGACCACCCAGUAACAUAUAUUCACUGGAUCACUCACAAAAUAGAAUAUGGUAUUAAAAAUACAAAGCAGCAAGAGCAGCAUAAAUAAAUGUUCAUUUUUGGCAUGCAUACAAUAAAAAUCUAAUCAUAAAAUUGAAAAGCCCAGAUUAUAAAAACACAUGUUAUUUUAAAGGCUUGAGUGAAUAAAUAAUCUUUCAUUGAUGCUGAAAAAAACUGUAAUUCCUCUAAACACAAUAAAAUUCUUGGCAUGUGUGCUGUUUCUCUAUAGCUAAUUUAGGGACAUACCUGGGAGUGAAUCUAUUGAAAUCACUGUGGCUGUCAUCGGAACUGACACAUAUAGAACUGUGCUCUUAGAUUUGAAGCUAGCCAAAGCAGAUGUGCAUGUUUGUAUGUAACAUGCCAUCAAGCACAUAUAAUAACUGUCUUCCUCAGUAACUUUAUGUGUGUUAGGUGAUUCUUUUUCUACAGUGGUGUGUCACAUCACAUCUUAUAUUGGUUGGCAGAGGUGGGGCUCUUGCCAAAAGUAAGGGAUGUACAGCAAAAUCCAGUGUUGCUUUAGCAGACUUGCACUUGCUCAAUGAGACUUCACCUUCCUCUCCUCUUCCCUGCAGCCCCAAGAUAACCCUCAGAAUCUGCUCCUGGGGGACCCUGGACAGCUUUAAACACAGCUAAAAUAAAAUAAAUUAGAUGUUUUAAAAAGGUUUUUCAACUUUGUCUAAGUGCUUACAUAUGCAGUGGGUGCUUGGUACUAUUAUGAUAUAUAGCUUGGUACUAUUAUGAUAUAUAGAAAUCCCGGUUAAACUUUGCAAAUUCUGGUCAGAAAUGGAAAAAGACUUAGAAGAUUGCAAUCAUCUAUAAGGCAAAUUGUAGCAUUUCUGUUUUAUUGUUCUCCCAGUAAUAUUGGUGAAUGCUUGCCAAAUCUCUUAUUUUUGUUUCUCAGGAGAGCAGUUACUUAUGGCUGGUGAGGUCUUUAAUAUCAGACCCUUGCAGUUAUAUGCUAUUACUCAACAACUUCGUCGGGGAAAGCCAACAUGUGCAAAUGGAGAUGCCAAAACUGAUCUUGGUCACAUUCUGGAUUUCACGUGUAGACUCAAAUAUUUAAAGGUAAAUGUGUUCUUUUCCAUUUUUUUAUUUUGAAAUAAAUUCUACAUGCUGAUAAUUGUAAUAAGCAAAGAUUGAAUAAUGUCCUGAAGAUUGUUCCAAAACAUCACACAUCAUCUUUCUACUCAUUCUUCUGUAAUACAGUAUUUUAAUUUGGCUAGUAUUGCUAUGUUCCAUAUUAUGUUAAGCCAUUCUGAAAAUGGUGGAGUGAUAUUUCCCCCCUCGUUUGCUUCUUUACAAGUAUUGCUAGUUGUAAGGAGAAGAAUUACCAUUUCCAAGUCAACAUCAAUAAUGGAUUCCUUUAAAUAACCCAAUAGUAACAGCUUUGGUUCUAAUGGUAAUAUAUAUCAUUUCCCUGUCUAGGCUCCAGAUUGUAAUCCAAACAAUCUGGAUUAUAGGACAGUCCCAAAAUAUAUUUAGAAAGUCUGCCCAUGCUGCUUUAUAUGUCCCAACAAUUUAUUCAUGCUGACAGACAAAUCUGGCUCAAUCUAUAUGGUGUCAAAUUCCAUCGGUUCUGAGUUUUAAAAUACUUUUCUUUUAAGUGUGUUGAUAGUACAUUUAUUAUUUCUUUCAUAAAAUUUAUAUACUGCUUGGUUGUAAAAACAAACCUCAAAGUAGUUUACAAAAAAGUAUAUUAAAAAAAUCAAACUUGAUAGUUCCUUAAUACAAAUCCAUUGCCAUUUCUUAAUGUCCAAUUCUUGAUCUGCAUAUCUUGCCCAUUAUUUCCUUGUAAAAGUACAUGAUAGAUCUCUUAAACUCUAGUAUCAAAAUGCAUAGUAUUCCUGUCUGGCUGCUGAUAAGUGCCUCACUGCAGUUACCUUCCCUUGAUUCACUAUAUUUCCUGUGCAGGGACAGGACCACCUGGGCGUAUUGAAAUAUUGGUGGUCUUGCCAUGACUUGGGACGCGGGUGGCGCUGUGGGUAAAACCUCAGCGCCUAGGACUUGCCGAUCGCAUGGUCGGCGGUUCGAAUCCCCGCGGCGGGGUGCGCUCCCGUCGUUCGGUCCCAGCACCUGCCAACCUAGCAGUUCGAAAGCACCCCCGGGUGCAAGUAGAUAAAUAGGGACCGCUUACCAGCGGGAAGGUAAACGGCAUUCUGUGUGCUGCGCUGGCUCGCCAGAUGCAGCUUGUCACGCUGGCCACAUGACCCGGAAGUGUCUGCGGACAGCGCUGGCUCCCGGCCUAUAGAGUGAGAUGAGCGCACAACCCUAGAGUCUGGCAAGACUGGCCCGUACGGGCAGGGGUACCUUUACCUUUACCUUUACCUGCCAUGACUUAUGCAACUGCUUCAGAUGAUAUUAUAUUUUGCCCAUUCAUUAAAUGUUUAAUUGUGUGCAAACCAAAUAUAUUUGGUUUCACUGUCACUUUGAUAUAUUUGCCCAGUUUUUCUCUUGGUAUCUGCAGGUAAAUAUGUUCUAAUAUAAACAUUUUAUCACCAGGAAUGAAGAGUCCUCAAAGAAAAAUAUAUGAAGAUCCAAUAUAUUUUGAGUGAUUGUAUUGGCCAGCACAGGAUAUUGUUUUAGCUACUCCUUAAAAAUAUUGAGUCUGUUUGCCCAUGAAGAAGAGUCUUUUAACUCAAACACCAUAUGGUACAAAAUAUAAGCACAAGGUGGCAGUGUUGUUUUAGCUGCAUAUGUGUGCUGCAUCUUUAGAUGGUUGUCACAUGAUAUUACAUUGAAUAUAGGUCCUGGGAGCAGUAAAAUUCGCCUUUUUAUUUUUGCCAGUAAACACUUGUGGAUUAUUCAUCAUAAUUUGUACUUAAUUUAGCAAUAUCUUAAUUUUUGUCUUUAGAUAACAGGCACAAGUGGACCUUUGGGAACCAGUAACAUUCAGGAACAUCUUUUGCCUUUUGACCUAUCAAUAUUUAAAUCUCUUCAUCAGAUACAGGUAUAGUUGAAAAAGAGUUUGGUGAAGCCAAGGACCAAAACGGGGCCUUUGUGCAUGCAAUAUAUGUCUGAGUUUUUUGGUCCCAGCUUUGAAAUAUUGCAAAACCUUCAUUAAUUGUCCUGAAAGCUGAUAGAGUUGCUUACUUGAAUAUUAACCUGGAGAUGGAGGGGUUUAUUGGCCUACUCACUCUCAGUGCUAUGGAGCCCACAAGCCUCUUUAAUUUUCAGAAGGCCAGACAGCAGCUGGAGUGCAGGGAGCACAAGUCACAUAGUGAAUAUCCAACCAAACAUGUUGUUGUUGAGGCAAAUAAAAUCUAAUUUUGCUUUCUCCAUUGCAGCAUUUGAGAUGUCAUCUAGCAAAGUUGUUCCAAGUUAUAAAGAGCUUAUUGAGAUCAGGCUUAGAGUGAAGUGGAACUUUUGACCACCUGCACUUAGAGAAAAAAGUUGCCCAUAUCUGCUUGUACUAUGAUGCUGCAUUUGAAGCAGUGUGUGGCACGGUGUCCAGUGCGUGGUCUGUUUAGGUUAAUUGGGAUCAUUUUCAGUCCUUGUUGGCUGAGAUGUUUUCAUCACAGACCCAGCUAUUUACACAAACACCUGGACUAUAUUAACUGCAUUUCAGUGCUUUAUCCACUUAGCUUGAUGUUUGCUGUUGAAUAUUGGAUUUUGUAGUAUUGGGUUAUAAUUUUUAUGGAGUAAUGCGAUUUUUAUUGUUUAUAUGUUGUGGUGCUGAUUUUAUCCCAACAUGGUAGAUUGGUACUGGGUGUGUUAGAACUAAAGGAGUAGCUGUAGUAGUACAGUAAUAAAAAAUGGAAUUUUGCUUUUCUCUGAUGAUCUUCAUUUUGCUUUAUAUACCCUUUUUGAUAAAAAACAAACAGAUAAAUCACUGUGGCGCAAAGGUUAUUAAAGGGCUGACCUCCUCAAAGCACACUUUGGCUACACUGAGUGUUCAGUUCUCAGCAACAUCAAUGAUGGUAAGACUGAAACAUUAACCAUUUGCAAUUAUAUUGUGGCGGUUGUUUACAGCUUUUGACUGUUCACAAAGUAACAAAGUUAUAUUCAGAAUUUGAAUGCAUGAAUGUAAGCAUGUUUUUGUGAGAUGUCUUAUUGAGAUGGUUUUACAGCUCAGCCCUAAGCAUUUAUACUUGUAACCCCACCAAAAUCAGUGUGAUGCAGUGUGACUGCAUACAGUACUCUGGGUGAAAUAUCUUGCAACUCAGGCUUUUAAAAUGUAGGCUUAAUUUAUCUCUGCAUAUAAUAAUUCUUGAGGGGAAAUGGUUUACAAGGCUAAAACUUCUUUGGGGGAGGGAGAAAAGUCGAAAUAAAAAGAAUUUCAUUCAACGUUCUCCUCUGUGUUUUGAACAGGAGGUCCUAGUUCCUGAGGCCUAUGAAUUUGACCAGUGGGAGCCAGAGGGUGCACCUUCCAGUUGUCCCGUGACCGCAGUUAUUCCAACAUGGAGAACUUUAACAACCUUAGAUAUGAGUCACAACAGCAUAGCUCGAAUUGAUGAAUCUGUGGUAAGACCAUAUUUUUAAAAAUGUUUUAAAAUUUUAAAAGAAAGUGAGUGAUAUAUUUGUUUUACUUAUUGAUGCUAGCAUAUUGUGAAAUGAUCGAGGCUUUUGAACAUUGUCAGGGAUGCCCAAAAGCCUUGGUCAUUUCAUAGAAUGCUAUAAAAUGAUCAAGGCUUCUGAACACCUUUGCCAAAGAUCAUGCCUAAUUGUAUUUUCCCCGUUGAACUGCAGAGAGCUAUACUAUAUUGCAAAUUGCUUUUGAAAUUUCCCUUACUUUCAAAAGAGGUGUGCCUUGUGGCCUUCGAGCUCUGCUUGAGAAAUUGAACUCCUAAAUUUCUUUGGGAACAUAGCACUAAUCAUGUCGUUGUUCUGAUUCCAAACAGUGUUCAGUAUUCACACUGAAAGGUUACUCUUCCUUUGUUUUAGAAACUUAUGCCGAAGAUAGAAUUUCUUGAUUUAAGCCACAACGAUGUACCACUAGUGGAAAACUUACAGGUUAGCUUUGACAUCUUUGGUAAUAUUAUAGUGUAUAUUUUUGUUUAGUUCCUUAAAUGUUUGCUUAUGAUUUGAUAUUGAACCUGCUUGAUUACCUUUCUCUUAGUAAGUCUGUCUUCAGUGCAAUUUUGGAAGUGAGCAUUGCAAUUGUAUGCAUGUCUGCUCAGAAAUAAGGCCCAUUAAGUUAAUUGUAUAGAAUUACCGCUUUAAUUGCUGUGUAUGAAUAGCAACUUUAUAAAGCCUCGGGGUGUCAAUUUAUGGCACAAAUGCUAUUAAAUUAACAUGUAAUCUGCUUGUUUUCUGUUGUAGCAUCUGUACAACCUCGUUCAUCUGGAUCUAUCCUACAAUAAACUUGCAACACUAGAAGGUAUUCAUACCAAAAUUGGGAAUAUCAAAACACUGAACUUAGCAGGGAAUCAUCUGGAAAGACUUAAUGGCCUCAACAAACUCUAUUCUUUAGUCAACCUGGAUCUUAGCAACAACAAAGUGGACCAGGUAUUAUGCAGCACAAUCAUAUACAUGUUUACUCAGAAGUCUUACUGAGUGAAAAAAGUAGUGUUAAACAAUAUGUGUAACUAUUUUGGGGGUCUAGAAAUCAGCAUGGUCUCAUACUGCAAAUCGUGCAAUCUGAUUCCUGUUCAUCUCCAUGGAAUCCUGAGCAUCUUUAUUUCCCCUUUCUAAAUAAGAGAGCAAAUUUCUAACCUUAUUGUGUAGCUUCCGUCUACUAAAAAGCUCAGCUUAUAUCUCUCUGCAAUGGCAAUUUCUCCACUCAUUUGUGGACCACAUGAUGUCAAACAGACAAGCCGUUGUUUGUGUCCUGUAUCUUUCAAACAUUUGUAUUAUGUAAUAAAAUAAAAUAAGGAAAAUUUAUGGGAGGGAUGUUACUAUCCCCAAUAAUCAACUAUUUUCUGGGAUUUUGAAUGAAACUACCCAAAUUAGCUUUUGUGUGCACAGUAUGUUUAAUUUUAAUUUUACUUCAAUUGUAUUGUUUCACUUUAUUUAUUUCUUUAUUAUUGUAUGCUAUUGAAAUGUAUGCCCUUCCUUCCUUUUGUAAAAAGCUCAUUUUGUUUGGAUGGAAUCUUCAGUCCUGUUUCCACCCAUUCCUCCAGUCUCCCUAGCCCCUCAUAGUCAAAAAUCUGCACGCUUCUGGUGCAGAACCAGCAAAUAUCUUCUGAUCUAUUAUUGUCACAGAAUAGGAUUCUUAAUAAACUGUUUUAGAGUUACAAUCUGCAGCCUAUCACUAUAAAGAGAGCAAUCAGAAAAUAAUAUAUGGAAGAAUUUGUUUUUUAUUCCUGUGCUUUUCAGAUUGAUGAAAUAAAGAAUAUAGGCGGUCUUCCAUGCUUGGAAAAAGUUGUCUUAUCCAACAAUCCUUUGAGUAUUAUUCCCGAUUACAGGACCAAAGUGCUAGCUCAGUUUGGGGACAGAGCCUCAGAGGUAAAUGUUCUCAUACUUAACAUUUGAUGGGAUUUUCUUUUGUAUAAUACAGUGUGAAAGCAGCACAUUUUUUUGAGAAGCAGUGUGACAUAUGAUAAAAUUUCUUGAUAAAACGAGUAGGACCCACAACAUGAAAAUUUAGUGAUAGAGCCCAAGCUUUUCAUGAAAAAGGUCCUAAAUUCAAUCCCCAGUAUCUCCAAUUAACUAUACUAUCAAGUAGCAGUGGUAGGAGAAACCUGUGUGAGAGACUUUAAAAAGGUGCUACCACUCAGGAUUGACAGUACUGGGCUAGCUAUUCCAGUGUUUAAAAUAUGCUUUGCCAAUUUUAACUACUGGUAGUUCAUAUGAUAAGCAGGAAUCUUAAGUUGAGAUGUCUGUCUAUAUGUACUUGAGUUCUAAAGGCUUUGUUUUAACUUUUGCAUUGAUUUAAUAUUGUCUGGGUAAGCUAAUGGGAUUCAAAUUGCUUUAUUGUAGAAGAUUUAUUAUGAUUGGUCCCUUGGUUUUUCAGGUCUGUUUGGAUUAUACUGUGACCACUGAAAAAGAACUUGACACUGUGGAAGUGUUGAAGGCUAUUCAAAAAGCAAAAGAUGCAAAAUGCAGAAUGAACAACUCUGAUAAAAAGGUGAGAGAUGGAUGGAUAAUGAAACCUGUUCAAUAGGAUGCUUUUAAACUUUUUUUAGGGAGGAGGCAAGAUGAUGUAUCAAAUUAUGUGGAAGUGGUGGCCUGUUUGAAGACAUUUCUUUGUGCACUAUACUGAAAUUUCCAUUUAGACAAUAUCUUCUCCCUCACUUCGCUGACAUUUCCUUGAUAGUGUUUGGACAUAAUGCAAAAUCAUGGUUUAGAGUUAUGAGAAUGACUCCCUGAGGGCUUGCAUAUUUCCUGCCCCACUGGCACAGCUAUGAGGAGAUGGGAAACUUUCGUAGAAUGUGAUCAGCAUGCAAUAUUGCAACUUCUAGCACAACUAGAUUAUAGUGGGGCUGCCCAGAAUCUGAUCCAGAAUAUGCCACUGGUGCAGAAUGCCAUAGCAGGUUUGCUGCAUGCUAUUCCUAGAAGGAUGAAUCAUAGAACACAAGUUCUCUGGGAGCUUCACUUGCGCCUAUUGGCUACCAUGUUGCUUACAUUGGUGUAUAAAGCUUUGACUGGCUUGGGAGCGACACACAUGAAGGAGUGCCCCUGUGAUCUAUACAGAUGAAGGUGGUUAGGAAAUGAAAUACAAAUAAAGAAUAAUAAAAAUAUUGAACAAUGGGUAUUAAACAUAUUUCAGUGGGAUGUAAAUCUCUAGGGAUCUACAGGUAAAGUACACAGGUUUUUUAUUUAUCUGCUUAGUGGUAAAUAUUAUUUUAAACCCUAAGAAGUAUUGAUUCUCCAUGUGCAGCAGGCUGUGGUCUUGAUUAUAUUAUAAAACCCACAUCAAACUACUCUCUACUGGGAAAAAAUUGUGAUACAGUGGUGCCUCGCAAGACGAAAUUAAUUCGUUCCGCGAAUUUUUUCGUCUAGCGAAUUUUUCGUCUUGCGAAGCACGGUUUCCCAUAGGAAUGCAUUGAAAAUCAAUUAAUGCGUUCCUAUGGUCAAAAAAAGUCCAAACAAAGCCAAAUUUGGUACAACAAGAGUUUAUUAAGUGCUCUUUAAAGUCACACAUACUGUAAAGAGCAUUUCAAAAUUCAAACCCAGAAUUUUUUUUAAAAAAACAGCAGAGUGGCCCAAUGGUCACAGAAAAUCAUAAAAAUGCAGGAAAAAACCCACAAGCUUCCAGAUUCUUGCAAACCCCUCCCCAACUGUUCCCCCAGCCACCCAGCACACAGAAAUUCAAAUCCAGAAAUUUUUUAAAAACAGCAGAGUGGCCCAAUGGUCACAGAAAAUCAUAAAAAUGCAGAAAAAAAACCACAAGCUUCCAGAUUCUUGCAAACCCCUCCCCAACUGUUCCCCCAGCCACCCAGCACACAGAAAUUCAAAUCCAGAAUUUUUUUUAAAAAACAGCAGAGUGGCCCAAUGGUCACAGAAAAUCAUAAAAGUGCAGGGAAGAAAAAACACAAGCUUCCAGAUUCUUGCAAACCCCUUCCCAACACCAAGUCCUUGAAUUCCAAACACCCCAACCCAAAAUCCAACCCCCCCCAAAAAAAGUUUUAAAAGCUUAACUUACCAAAUGGCUGCAAAAGAAGUUUUGGAAAAGCUUCAAAAAUCACCAAAGUCUUUAAAAACCUCAAAAAGGCUACUAUGUACACUGCGUUCUAUGAGUUGCUCCUCGAAGUCAAGUCGCAACUGUAUUAACGGUGUUAAGAAAAAGGAAACAAACUUGCAAGACGUUUUCGUCUUGCGAAGCAAGCCCAUAGGGAAAUUCGUCUUGCGAAGCAGCUCAAAAACGGAAAACCCUUUCGUCUAGCGAGUUUUCCGUCUUGCGAGGCAUUCGUCUUGCGGGGCACCACUGUAUUGCAAGGUCGUCGUUGUCAUUCUCUUCCCCCCUGCCUCCUGAUUUUCCACGUCCCUCCACGCAACCACAACUGGUCUGCUUGUUUUGGCUGGGCUGUUGCUUAUUAAUAUACAGUAACCAUAAAACAACAAUAUACAAAAUGAAUCUGCAGGUACAACUAUAAAAUCAUCCAGAACUCCACAGCUUCAGCAAGUUAGAAUUCCUAUGGAUUGUACUGUUAGCACACAUGGAUAUGUUUUUUUUGUUCCUCGAGGUUGUCAAAAUGUUUUGUGUUUUUUGGGAGUUGUGAAACUGCACAUGCUUAGAGUAUUGGUUGCUUCUUCUUCUUUUUUUUUUUUGCAUAUUUGUAUCUUGCUUUUCAUCCCGGGAACUCAUGGUUGUGUACAUUCCCCUCCCAACCCUUUCUAUCUUUGCAAUAGCCCUGCGAGGUAAGAUAGGCUAAGUUUAUAUAUGUACACACAUAAGCAGCAGUUAUUUUCAUGUUGUGUGUAUGCAGGGGGCCCAAUCCACAUUCAGUGUUCCAUACACAGGUAAUCUUGUUGGCAUCCCUGAAUUUCACUAGGUCUGCUUUGAGUAUGAGUAACGUUGGAUAUUGCCCAUAGGAAGAAACAGUUACUGAUGGGUUUCGUCUCACUCUUGGCUUUUACUUUUGAGUUUCUUGGGAAAACAUUCCUAACAUUUUCUUUCUGGUACUAAAGUUAAUUGGUCCAUUGAAAGGUGGAUAAUUUGCUUGUUCAUACACUGGACUUUUUAAAUUGAUCUUAAGUGCUGUUAAUGCAGUAUUGCCAACAUCCAGUAUUAUGGCGAAGAAGCUGUGUUUUAAAAUUAUCUAAUUUAUCACAGCCCUACUGCUUGCUAACAAAUCUGUCUUUGUUUUCAUUCGAGAUAGGGAUGCUUUGUAGCCUUUGUUCCCAGCCCUUCCUUUUUUCUUUCUCAGAUCCCCGAAGAUCCCAAGCUUUCUGCUGCCAGUUCAAAAUCAAACUGUUCUUCUCUUUCUGUACAUCCUCCCUCUCCUUCUCUGCCUCGUCCUGUCAGCUCCAGUCAAGGUAAUCAUGUAUGUAUCAUGCUGCAUGGCCAGGCCUUUUGGUUCUGCCUUUCUAGGCUGCAUUGAUAUACAUGAAUUUCUUUACAGGGAAAUGGGGUUUGGCAACAUCAGUGGAAGCACAAAGGCAAAUGAUCAAAUACUUCUGUACCCAUGGUUGGAGGCAGUAUUGCUUCUGAAUACCAGUCACUGGAAGCCACAGGGAGAAGAGUGCUCUUGUGCUCAGGUCAUGCUUGCUGAUUUCUCACAGACAUCUGGGUGCUCACUGUGAGAACAGAAUGCUGGACUAGAUAGGCCAUUGGCCUGAUCCACCAGGCUCUUUUGUAUGUUCUCAUCAGCCCAUAACUCUCCACUGGUGGUGAAAGGGACGCAGGUGCCGCUGUGGUCUAAACCACUGAGCCUCUUGGGCUUGCUGAUGAGAAGGUCGGCAGUUCAAAUCCCUGUGAUGGGCUGAGCUCCCGUUGCUCUGUCCCAGCUCCUGCCAACCUAGAAGUUUGAAAGCAUGCCGGUGCAAGUAAAUAAAUAGGUACCGCUGCAGCAGGAAGGUAAACGGUGUUUCCGUGCGCUCUUGUUUCCAUCACAGUGUCCCGUUGUGCCAGAAGUGGUUUAAUCAUGUUGGCCACAUGACCCGGAAAGCUGUUUGUGGACAAACGCUGGCUCCCUCGGCCUGAAAAGCGAGAUGAGCACCACAACCCCAUAGUCGCCUUUGACUGCACUUAAAUGUCCAGGCGUCCUUUACAUUUACCUUACCUUUACCUUACUUGUGCUGAGAAUACUACAUAAGCAGUAAAUGAGGCAUAUGCUUCAAUUUAUUUAUAUAGGUUAUUGCAAGCAAAUAAAAUAUAAAGUAGAAAACAUUUUACCACAUUUCUUCAAACACUAAGAAAAUUGCGGUAGGAAUUUGGAAAUAUCCAAAUGUUGUAUGUGCAAGUCGUUGCAAUAUCUUUCCUUGUUUUCUAUCCUCUAUCAGUACAAGGCAUUUCCUCCAAAAUUAUGUGCAUUUGGGGUUUUUUUAAAUGUUGCUAGUUUUCACAGGUUCUUUUUCAAAUAUCAAUGUAGCCAAAAUUCAAAGUCAUGGACAUAUAUAUAUGGAACAGGUCAUAUCUCAGUGACCUGCCUCAGCUCUGCACGCAGGAGGUCCCUGGCAUCUCUAGCUGGAGCUGGGAGAGAUCUCUUCGUGAAAACCGGAGGCCCUGUUUGUAACAGUCUUUCGGGUUGAAACUUCCAAGGAUGGACAUGUGUUCUGCCAUUUUAUUUUCUGAAACAACUGCUGGUGUUUUUGUGACACCAUCUGUUUCCAUAAAGUAUUAAUCAUAUCAAGUGUUACAGGAAAACUGCCUUUUUGCAGGAAAUCCAAGAUUUAAAUAUUUUUUACAGGAAACAGAAAAGCACAAAUAUUUCUUCAGCUUCCUUAACUACUAUCAGAAUUCAGUAGAUUGUUUUUGUUUUUUCCCCCAUAAUGAACAGGUAGACUGUAGGGGUCUUCUGUUGAAGAAAUUAUUAAUGUGUGAAGUUACACAUUCAUAAUUUUAAGGGGUUUGAAAACUUAAUUUUUUGGUUGCAGAUUAAUAGGAAAUACAAAAGAAAUUCUGAAACUAAUUACAUGACACUUCUAGACUGCCAUCCGAAGCACAUUUACUAGAGAAGCAGUCUUCAGCAGGACUUGCUUCUGAGUAAACAUGCUUAGGAUUAUUCUGUUAAAACAAGAGUAAGCUACCGCAUCCCACUGUAAUAAUUUGUUCUCACUGCUGAGCAAACACAGAAUUGGGCUGUUAGCCUUAUUUCAUACCAUAACCAAGGAUCAUUUCACAUGAAUGUAUGGCUACGAUUACUAUAAAAACAUUGACAGCUAAAAAUAUUUCCAUUUGUCUUCUGAUUUUAACAAUUAUUGUUCUCUUGAGUGCUUGAGGUUAUAUAUAGAAGAGAGCUGCAAAGAAAUAUAUAUAAUACCCAGUCCAGUUAGCCUUGUUCAGUACAUUAAUUACUUCCCUGAGCGCACUCUCCACUUACAGUCCUCCUGGGAGUCCAGCUGGCCAGUCAUGGGACAGUUGGGGGGGGGCAGUGAUGGAAAACUCCAAACAUGGGCUCACAUAUGCAAUAGGGAAAAGGAUGAAUGCAAUGGACAAAUGGAUGCCUCCCUAAUUUUCAUCUGAAUGACACAAAAUUAUUUAAAUGACUUCAAAUCUGAAACAAUCUGAACUGCAGUCCAAGCCUUUCACACAUUUCAGCAGCCCAGUUAUUUCGUUGGAAACUCAGCUCCAUUGAGAUCAUUUGCUUCCGUCAAGCAUAAAUGCAGCAGCCUGGGUGGGAAGUAAUAAGAUUCCAAGCUUCUGAUGAACCUGUGUAUUCAGUAAUUAUCAGUAUGUCAAAUAGGUAUGUUAGUUGAUGGAUGUGCAUUUCUCUUAAGUAAUCUCAAGCACAGGAUGACAUUGUAUAAAUGUAUGCUUGAAAUACAAUGCAUUUUCUUUCUCAGAGCAUGUGAAAGUUAAUACUCUUUAGUAUAUUUCAAAUCACAUUUGCUUGUUUUUACAUCAGUGGUGUUCAAGAACUGUUUUUUUUAUCUGUUCUAGAAAUAACUUUUAGAAAAACAGUCCUAGCCAGCAGUUUCUCAUCAAGUAGUUCGACUCCUACAAGCCAUACAGUUACUCAAAGAUGCUCUGAAACACCCGGCCUGGGAAGCAGAAAUCAGGUAAUGGCUCAUUUUCUGAGAUAGUUUUUGUCAUAAACCAGCAAAGUCUGUAGCCCACUCAAACCUGAAUGCCAUGUCUGAGAAAAGUGGAGUAAGAUUUCAGCAAGAUGGCUGACUGGAAACAUAUUUCAAAUAGCUGUCCAUAUGUUAGAUAAUCUUUCUGCUUUAGUGAAUUUGUAAUUGUUUUUGUGUGUGUGUGUGUGUGUGUGUGUGUGUGUAAGAGAGAGAGAGAGAGAGAGAGAGACAGAUGCAAAAAAUGAUAUGAGGAAACUAUACCAUGGCUACUUUAAAAAAGCAAACAAUUUUUUCUUUUCCUGAGGUUUGCUUGUAAACUUCUGAUACAAGGAAAUCGGCUGUAUUCACUGAAUGUCUUCUACCUAUAGCAAGGGCGGGGAACUAUAUCUGCUUGGUGGGCCGGAACCUAUCUUCUCUCAACUUCCCUCAUAGGCACAGUUAAGUAGGUAGCCAAUGCACCCAGUUGUCAGUAUCCUGGCAUCACAAUGACUGCAGGUUCCUAUGUGGAUGAUCAGCUAAUCAUCAGGACUUGCAAAGAGCUACCUGUUGAUUUGCCAUGUUGCACUAAAGAACAACAAAGCCUAUACAUGCCAUUCUGCUUUAAAGGGGGAAAGCACCAUUCAGAGCAAUCACUAGCUACUCCAGAUAGCCAAGUGAUGCUUAUUAAAGUCAUUUUAAAGUUAAACAGGUUAUCUAGGGUUGCCAUAUUUCAAGAAGUGAAAAUCCGGACACAAACAAAUUGACAUUUAAAAAAAAAAAAUAAUGCCAAAGAACUUGACACAUUCCCUUUUCAGUGGCGGGGGGACAACACAAAAAACCAUUGAAAUCCCAGUAAUGUCUGGGAUAAUCAGAACGUAUGGCAACCAUAUUAUAGCCCACAGUUCAGCUAGUUAUUGAGCCAUAUUAACCUUUUGAACUAUGUGACUAGGCCCACCUUUUACUAGAUUAUCGUGUCUCCUUUUGUAUGUUUGUUUCUUCACUUUAAUAUUUUUUCCUGCUCUUAAAGCAGUCAAUGAUUCAGGCUUACAAUCUUAAAAACACAAAAAGAAAAGUGAUUGGAAGGGAGGAGCAAAGAGACCCCACUUCUUAGUUACAAAGUUCUUGUAAGUGUUCUUUCCAGCAAGCACUGGCAAAGCAAGCUCCCUGCAGCUGCAUGCAAUGCAUGGGGACCGACUGAUCUUCCUCUUGUCCAUUACUCUCUACUUGGGAGUCAGUAGGAGCAGCCUUAGUCCCCUGGCCGAUGGCAAACGCAAGAAUGUACUGCCCUUCAGUUGUGCAGUACCAGGGGCAAACUUGACAGAUGCAUCAGAGUGUGACUUAUUUAUUCUGAUUCCCUUCUCUUUCAAGGUACCUGCUUCUCAGUUGGACUCUUCCAACAAAUAUGAAAAUGCCCAUCACAUGUGGUGAGAGUGAUGUUUCAUUUUGAUUUCCACUUCUACCUCUUGAACAUUUGCAUGCAUUCAAAACUUGUAGCUGCUAGAGAUCACUGUAAAGAGAGGAGAAAUAAAGUUGUGAAGACUUAAGGGGGUUCAUCUGCCUGGGAGCUCCCUGUACUUCCUGUUUAAAGCAGAAGUGUGAAACAGGAAGUACAGGAAGCAACUCCACAAAAUGCAGAUGGGGCAAGUUGAGGUCAGGAUGGACUCUGUACACACUCGAAAUGGUUUGUAAGGACCAGCUGAAUGAAUGCAUACCUGCAUAAGUUCAGCAACCGUCUACUUUUAUCUCAAAUGCCAUUGCCUCAUUACAUAUAAUAAUAAUUAUCAAUAAUAAUACAUAUACUUGUAUUUUAAAUAUUUUAGUAAUGAAGAGACACCAGAGUGAGACUUGGAAAUAGGAUGAUUAUUUUUGAACUUGGAUUAAUAUAGUUCUAUUUUUUAAUAAAGCUUGGGCCAUUCAAAAGAAGAACCUGAUGCCUUGCCCGACUCUCUUAAUACUGUCAUCCUGCCUUUCACCUGUAUGUCGUACACUGCCACAAAUCAGGAUUUUGUGCAACAUCUCUCUGCUUUGAUAGCAGAUGCUGUGGAAAGUGCACCCUCUUUCUCAGUGGAAACUCAAAAUACAGGGAACCUUUUGAGUGAUUCCAGAGUUGCAGAUACUGAAGAUGGCUAUUUUGAAAUGGGGCUUCAUGAAGGGGACAAUGUAUUUGAGUUCAUCCCUACAUCAGAUAUUGUGCAAAUAGCUUCUGCCAGCACAAAAACAGAGCCGGAUGACGUAGUCAAAGUUCUCUGGAGCUUUUGUAUUCAGGUUCAUAAAGGACUCAAGCAGUUUGCUUCCUGUUUGGUUUUGACCAAUAGUGUGGUAGCUGUAUUUGAAAUCCCUCAAGAUCCCAAAGGAAACUGCCAGAAUAUUCUUUCUGCCUUGAAAUUAGCACUGUGCUUUCCAUAUUCUGACCUUACAGAAUUUGGCUUUUUAAUACCAGAAAUAUGUUUGACACUCAAGGUAAAUAAUGGCGAUACCUGCUUGUUUGUUGUUUCGGACUCUCAGAAUCUGCAAGAUUUCUAUUCCUGUUUACAUAUGUCUCGCUCUCAGAGCUGUACGCCUGCUUUAACAAGUUCUGUACUGUACUGUGGCAAAGCAAGUUUGCAAGAAUUUGUCUACCAGCUUAUGGGAUUUUAUCACAUUUCAUCUGAAAACACAGAGAUAAAGGGUUGUUUCCCUGCCUACCUUUUCUGCCGUAAUAAAGCUGAUGCUCAGAAAGUCUUGUGUCAGCUAGAAUCUGCCAGUGAUGGCAAAACUUCCUCUAAACACGUCGGUUGUUCUGCACUUUAUUCAACAUUUCAUAAAUCUGCCGAAGAGGGCCACUGCAUGUUCCAUCCCUGUUGGAUAUUUCUAACACCCCAACACCUACACAUCGUUCAAGUUGACUUUAAUGUACUGCCAGGUAAAUACAUAGACUCUGAGAACGCAAGGAGCAUAUUCAAGCUGAGCAGGAUUCCACUAGCUUCUGUUCUCUUGCACCCUGCCAGCCAUUCUAUUCAGCAAGAAGGUUCGUUUUCAGAUGGCCAUGUGCUUGAAUUGCUCGUUGGCUACAGAUUUGUCACAGCUGUAUUUGUCCUACCUCAUGAAAAAUUCCGUUUUCUAAGAAUCUACGGUCUUCUGAGGACACUUUUACAAGACAUCAAAACUAUAAUUAUUUUCAAAGCAGAAUCUGUAAGAAACCCUCUCUGGGACUCCAAGAGACAUGGCCAAACUGCAAGGUGAGGAUAACUGUUUUGAAUGUCACUCAUUGCAGCGUGGCUAUAAUACUAGCCAUCUCCAAAAAUUUAGCCAUAUAUGUGUGUUUAAAAUUGCAGUAUGGGAGGAUGGGAACAAACCUGUAGGCCCCAGCUUUCUGGCAUAUUUUUGUUUUUCAGCUGCAUCCCCUUCUGCAUGCCAGGGUCUGGACUUCUGCUGCUCUUCUACUACUCGUGCAGGUUCUCUGUAUGAUUUAGACUCCUGGAAGAUGAAGCUUCUAUCUAAAUCACACAGGGAGCCUACUCUGGUAUGGCAGGCUCCCCAGUUCAGAACUUAGCCCUCAAAUGCAUAGCGGGCUGCAGAGCUAAUUGACAGAAAUGUGAUGGAGGGGACUGGGCCAACAAGUCGGUCACCUUCCUCCCUGUUGUGUCAUUGUAAUCACGUACUGAAAAAGAGUUAGUGAGAACUUCUUGUCUGUGAAGAAGGCUUGCCGUGAACUGAGCAAUGAGUAUUCUAUAAAUUGCCAGUUUGAUGACCUCUCUCUCUUGUGGUUUACAAAAUGCUGCACAAUAUUACAGAGGAGGUGUACAUCUUGGGAAGAGUUCCAAUAAGUAAAACAGUUAAGAUGCGCCAGGGUGUUAAAACUGCACAAUUAAUGUAUGGUCAGUCGUAUAAAAGUGCAGGAGGCAAAGGGAUGGGUUUAAGGGUAAGCUUGUGAUUUGUUUAGUCUAUAAGCAACUGCAUCACACUGUUGGCUCCUGUUCAGCUGUGAUCAGCUAAGACACCUAGGACCCUUUAACAUAAACUUUUCAGCUUGGAUUAAGGGUCAUGAUCCUGAGAUCUUGAUAAGGAAGUAUUUUAAGCAGAGGCGGGACAAUCGUCUUUCAGUGAGUCUGUAGUUGCAUCCUGCACUAAGCAGGAAAUUGGACUAGUUGACCACCAAGGUUCCUUUCAAAUCUGAGUCUGUAAGUUUGAAUGAAAUUGUGUUUCAUUCAUUUGGGUUUGCCUCUGACAGUGUAUAUUCAUCUCUCUUUGUUCCCAGCUUAUGCAAGCCACAUUUGCCAUUCUCAUCUUUGUAUCCAUCUGAAUUUCUGGUGCAGAAAAUUACUGAAGAGAACCAAAUACCUGUGCACCUUCCAGUCUCUUCAUCUCUUCAGUAUGUGGCUGGGCUAAAGGGAAAAUCCAUUAUGGAAUUUUUCCACAGCAGCAUUGCUGAGGUAUUGUACAAUACACAGGGAAGGGACAUUCCUGAUGGUAGAGGUUCCAGAAGUCUAGGCAUGUUAUUCUGCUGCAAAAAAGCUAAAUUGUCCUCUAGCACCUUGAAAACUAACUGGUUUAUGGUGGCAUGAAUUUUCAUGCGCAAUAUAUGUUCAAGAUACAUUUUGUCUUACAUAAUAGUUUUUUCUGUGGAGGGAGAAAAUGAUAAUAGAAAUAGUGCUGAUGACUUCUGAUUUUACUAUCAUUAAUAUUAUAAGGUCAUAUGGCAAUAGAUUGGAUUUUGUAUUGCUCUAAAAUCAAAUAGACCAGACAACAGCAAGGACAAUAAAUGUAUCAUAUUUACAAGUUGCAUUUUAAAGAACGUAACUCCCACAACUCUCAACAGUUGUGAAUAUUCUGUUGUUGUUGUUGAUGAUGAUGAUUUGACCAUUUGGGUUCACUCAUCACAGCAGCAUCAAAAUUGUUAUUCCACUUCCACCAAUAGUGAGAGCUAAACUUUGGUACAGUAUAUGUAUUAACUAAUGGGCAUCUCAGUUACUUUAAAAGUCUGAAAAUGGGAACACUCUUAGGUCCAAUGGUAAUAACUCUGGAUGUUAAAGAGUAUUUCAUAAUACUGAUGGAUGCAAACCAAAACCACAAACAGUAGGAAAAUGUGGAUCCACAGGAAUUCUUGCUCCACAUGUUUAAUCAUUCCUCAGUUUGUUAUAUCAAUAGGGGAGAUUUCCAGUGGCAAACAGGCAUUCCAACUCUAUGAUUGUAUGAAUUUCUUCCCGAACUGAAGCUAUACUCUCCAGGAAUUGAAUAUGAACAUUUAGUAAAGUGGGUUAGAAAGGACUCGCAUUUUAUAACUAUUGACAAUGAAACUGCAUCCAGACACUUAAAAUAGUUGAUUAAUUGCAUUGUCAAUAUUUUAGGUGGAAAACGAAGAGCUGAGGCAUCUCAUGUGGUCAUCUGUUCUGUUUUAUAAAGCUCCUGAUAUGGAAACGACAGCUUGUGUUCUGCUCUCAACUAAAGCUAUUUACUUCUUGUUAGACGAUUCCGUGAGUCAUUCUAACGAACGCCACUUCGGUAAGGCAGAAUAUAUAAUCCCUGGCUUCUAAUAAUGUUUUCAAGGAGAAGUGAUUUUAGAUUGGAGCAACUUCCGUAUUCUUGACAUUCAUUGUACGAUGAACCAUUUUGACUAAUGAAUUAGAAUGGGUGGUAUCCUUUGGAAGGAUCCCGCUCCCCCAGAAUAAGCUCUGUGUGUGCCAUGAUUUUCCACGAAUGCAAAAAAAUGGCAUUGGGGUUAGAAGAUACAAAAAGGAGAUUCAUUACCUUUUUUCAAUGUUGAAUAAUUAUUCAAGGCCACUCUUGGAACAGAACUGCAUGCCAUGAGGCAAGGAGGUUUGGGAACACUGUGUUUUUCUUGUAAUUCUAAUGCGGGGGGGGGGGGGGUAAGGAGGCAUUUGCAAAAGAGAACUGGCAGGUGGAAAUAUAGUUCUUAAGUUUGCUGAGCUGUGAAUUCUCCCCAUAACCCUUCCCACAAGACUGUAUUCAGCUAUCUCCCCACCACCACCACCACCACCACCAGCAGCUAGCUGCAAGGGCAAAAUAUAAUUGGGGAGUGGUCUACAGAGGAGAGCAGGGAGGUUGCUGCUUGUUUAUUUUCCUUUACAAAUGCUAUUACAGUGGUACCUCGGGUUAAGUACUUAAUUCUGGAGGUCUGUUCUUAACCUGAAACUGUUCUUAACCUGAAGCACCACUUUAGCUAAUGGGGCCUGCUGCGCCGCUGCUGUGCGAUUUCUGUUCUCAUCCUGAAGCAAAGUUCUUAACCCGAGGUACUAUUUCUGGGUUAGCAGAGUAUGUAACCUGAAGCGUCUGUAACCUGAGGUACCACUGUACUCCUAUUACCUCAGCAAACAUGGGUAGGGAACCCAUUUUUGCUAGGGCAAUACAAAGUUCCACCUUUAGUAGGAGGUUAGUUCUAUUUUUUCUUAAAAAAAAAAAAAAAGUUGCACUGACUAGUGAACCUUCUCUUCUGAGAUCUUAAAACGACCUUCACAUUUCUUCUCAUAAAAUUACCAGAUUUCUUAAAUACUAUCCAAUAAUCAAUUUAACAGAUUUUUGGAGCAAUGGACAAUUGGACUAUGAAUUCAGUUCUUUCCAUCUGUCUUACUGCUUGGUCCUAAAAUUAAAUGAUCUCCACUCAGUGAACAUUGGACUUUUUGAUCAGUAUUUUCGACUUGCUGGUAAGUAAAUUUAUUUUCCAUUUCCCUUUCUCUCUUCUCCUUCUGUUCCCCUCCCACCAUCAAACUCAUAAGUUCCUGAAAAGUACCAGUGCACUGAUAGUGCCUGUAAGUCCAGUUUAUCAUAACCAUUCAGUCUUGCACACUGUAGUUCCAGUUUAUCAUAACCAUUUGGUCUUAUAUACUCAGUUAAUGAUAUUUAUCUAUAGCAUGCCUGGCAUUAGUUUAGCAUUGGCAUAGCUAAAGUUCUGCACAUUUUCAAACACUGGUGCAUCUUACUGAAAAUGUCUAGUUUUAGUAGAGACAUCUUGCCGGUAAAAGUAUGAUUUUCAAAGAAUUGUUGCCGUAUUGCCUGUACAGUGGGGCAGUGCUCAUCAGAGGUUUGGUAUUGAGUGUUUAGGAAGGAAACAGACAAACCCUGCUAAUAAAAACCUAAGAUUUGGCCCAGUGGACAUAUAGCCUCUGUUAAACAGAAAGAAAGAAAGAAACCUACACAAAAUGUUGCAAAAUUGUAAUAGCACUUGAAGCACAUUUGAUUCUGUCUUGUUUUCAGGGCGUUCAGCUGAACAUAUAUUAACUUGUCUAACCAGAGACAGUUACAGCACUCAUGCUUUUAUUCAACACCUUAUGGCAGUGCUCUCACUAUUGGCAAGGACACCAUCCCCAGAGCCAGUGGACAAAGACUUCUACUCUGAAUUUGGAAAGAAAAAUACAGGUAAAAUUUUUUGGAAACAUUUUACUUAAUAGGACCUAUAAAUAUAUUUCGCCAUACUGUUCUAGAGGAUGCAAUAUACAUUAGAUGUGUUAAGAUCCUUCUUUUUAAGAAAAAUGCAGUGCGUUUAGCACAUUAUUUGGCCAAUAAUGGAAAUUGUAAUUUGAGACCAAGGAGGAGACCACCCUUUAUCAGUAAAUUUUAUCUAUCUUUAUUAAAAAUAUAUGUAAAAGGAGGAAAACACCUGCAGCUUUUGUUAGAAUUUUAGGCUCAGGCUUCAAUCCAUUCACAGUUACUAGGGAGUAAGUCCCUUUGAACUCAAUGGUGCUGCUUUCCAAGUAUACACAUAUAGGCUGUAGUCCUGAAUAUGAAGUGUGGCAAAUGUGGAACAAUUCCCACAGACAGGCCCAUUCUAAGCUUUCAAUCUUCUGUGAAGCCAUUACAUUUGGUAGCUAGUGUAUUCUGACAUGUCUAGGCAGGUUCACUUCAGGCCCGCUUUUCCUUACCUAGAGAGGUCUGGCAGCUUGUACUUUCCCAAGUUCUUGCAUGCAGUUGUACCCUUCCUUUUCCUGAGAGUAGCCUGAGUGCAGUGGCCUUGGAGAAGAAAGAGCUGCUGGAUGCUCCUCAGUAAGUAUGGGGUGACUUCAGAUUGACACAAAUCGUUUAGCCAGGGGAUUGAACUCUUGGCAUGCCUACUUUGACAAAGCUUUCCUUCUUUUCGCAAUACAGUUUUAAUCUGUCCCUAAUUUGACUUGGAAAUCCAGACAAUUGCAGCAUGAAAAUCUGAAUUUUGAAAAUCCAGUGUGAAUAGUAUUCAAACUACCGUAUUUUUCGCUCCAUAGGACGCACUUUUCCCCCUCCAAAAAUGAAGGGGAAAUGUGUGUGCGUCCUAUGGAGCGAAUGCAGGCUUUCGCUGAAGCCUGGAGAGCGAGAGGCAUCGGUGCGCACCGACCCUCUCGCUCUCCAGGCUUCAGGAAGCUAUCCGCAAGCCUUGCAAGCCCGGUGGGAGUUCCCGCGGGCUCACAAGGCUUGCAGGCAGCAGCCUGCAGCCCCGGCGAGUGUCCGCAAACCUUGCGCGCCGGGCAGGAGGUCCUGCCGAGCGCGCGAGGCUUGGGGCAGCAGCCUGUCGCCCGAAGCACGGGGAGCCCUCCGGAGGGCUCCCCAUGCUUCGGGCGAGUGUCUGCAAGCCUUGCGCGCCCGGCAGGAGGUCCCGCCGAGCGCGCAAGGCUUGGGGCGGCAGCCUGUCGCCCGAAGCACGGGGAGCCCUCCGAGGGCUCCCCGUGCUCGGGCGAGUGUCUGCAAGCCUUGCGCGCCCGGCAGGAGGUCCCGCCGAGCGCGCGAGGCUCGGGCGGCAGCUUGUCGCCCGAAGCACGGGGAGCCCUCCGGAGGGCUCCCCGUGCUUCGGGCGAGUGUCUGCAAGCCUUGCGCGCCCGGCAGGAGGUCCCGCCGAGCGCGCGAGGCUUCGGGCGGCAGCUUGUCGCCCGAAGCACGGGGAGCCCUCCGGAGGGCUCCCCGUGCUUCGGGCGAGUGUCUGCAAGCCUUGCGCGCCCGGCAGGAGGUCCCGCCGAGCGCGCGAGGCUCGGGCGGCAGCUUGUCUCCCGAAGCACGGGGAGCCCUCCGGAGGGCUCCCCGUGCUUCGGGCGAGUGUCUGCAAGCCUUGCGCGCCCGGCAGGAGGUCCCGCCGAGCGCGCGAGGCUUGGGGCGGUAGCCUGCAGCCCGAAGCACUCGAGGCUUGGGGCGGCAGCCGCGGGGGGGGGAUUUUUUUUAUUCAUUUCCCCCCCCCAAAAAACGAGGUGCGUCCUAUGGUCCGGUGCGUCCUAUAGAACGAAAAAUACGGUAUUUAGCUCUUCACUGUAAAAUCCAGUUCAGAACUCAACCUCCUGCCACAUCUUAAGCCAUUUGUCCUGUUGGUUACAUCAUCCCUGUCUUAUAGUAAAUCAGAAUUCAGCUGGGAAUCCUUUGGGCAAUGCAGUCAGUGACGCUGAAAUCAGUAUGGAAGUUCAGCCUAAACAGAUGUAUUCAUUAAGCACUGAUUGUCGAUCUUUUCCUUUACCUGAAUGAAAAUAGAGUUAAAAAGAACAGAUACGGGUGUGUUAAUGUUAAACUACAAAAGGGCAUUCCACCCAUCAGUACAUCAUGUACAUAAAAUGACCUCUAAUGUGAGUAACUGAGAGAAUGGGGCGGGGGGGGUUAGCAAAAUAUAAGCUCAUGGUGAAGAACAUUUCUAGCAAUCCUGUUCUAAGGAUUUAGGAAAAUAAAUUGUGAUUGGGUAGAGUCUGGCGGGUUAGAAAAGGGAAGAUGCAAAAGCAGAUGGAAAUGAAUAGCCUUAAUUGUCUGAGUUUUCUUUUUCUUUUUGCUGAUCUAAACACUGUACCCAUUUAGAUUUUCCUCUUUCUCCGUCCCUGCCAUGCAAAAAGCCCAACUUAUUACAUAUACAAAAUUAACAGGAUGGAAGGAUUCCAGUCUUCUGACGCAGUACUUUUCUAUGUGCAAGAAGCUUUCCCCCACCUGCUGGCUGAAGUAGUACAAUCCCAUGACUCCUGCACCAUGUGAUUUCUUUGCAUGUGUAGAGAGGGUAUGAAUAGUGUUUCUGGCAAUGCUAAACAAGUAUAGAACUUAACUGACAAGCACAAAAAAUACCGGGGUAGAGGGGAGCAUCUGGGAUUAUGCUGACAACUGCAUUUUUAGCACUCUUCCGCACCCCCUCCUGAGUAAAUUCCAAGAAUGAAAGAGGAAGUUGAAAAGUUAGGCCAACAAAAAUGUUUACCAUCAGCAGUUAACUUCUUUUAAAAAGUUAUAUAUAAUUUAAAAUUUUAUAUAUUAUAUAUAAUAUAUAAUUUAAAAAGUUAUAUAUAAUUUAUUGAUACUUAGCAUGAGCUUAGUUUGUCUGACUAGGCCUGGGAAAAUUGUAAAUCAGAUCCCCACUCAGCCAUGAAGCUCACACUGGGUGGCCUUCGACCAGUUGCUACCUUUCAGUCUGACCUCACAGACUUGCUGUGAGGGUACAGUGAGCAAGGGAAUAACCAUGUAUACUACCCUAAGCAUCUUGGAGAAAGGGGCAGGGACUAAACUGCAAUCUUAAAAGUGAUGUAAUUUAGUAUGUUCAAAGUGCUUCCCAUACAUUAUUUCAAUGUUCCUUAAAAUAGUACUGGCCUGCUUGAUGUGAUUACCAUCAUAUUACAUGUGGGGGACUGAGGCUGAGAGGGAAUGACUUGCCUAAGACAUCUAAUGAAUGCAUGGCAGAGGUGAGAUUUGAAUCAGUGACUUCUAGUUCACUGGUGCCUAUUUUAAUAUUUGCCAGAGUAUCCACAUCACUCCAAGUUUCAGUUUGAAAGCCUGUUGUUAAUAUUACAGAUAAAAACAUUCUGUGUGACUUUUAGCCUAACUUUUUAGUUGCUUCCUUGGUAGAAUUAUUUUAAUAAGUGCAGACUAUAAAUUGUGUAUUUCUGCUUACAGGGAAAAUGGAGAAUUAUGAACUGAUUCAUUCUAGUAGAGUGAAGUUCAUAUAUCCCAAUGAAGAAGAAAUUGGGGACCUUGCCUUUCUAGUAGCAGAGAAGAUGAACUGUGUGAUUAACUUCCAGUCUCUGAAUAUACUUCUCUAUGUGCUAGCGUUUCAAGUGAAUGCUACAGAAGGGACUGCUCAAUCCAACAGCUCACUUCAACCUAAAACGCUGAUCUUAACCAGCUCGGAUAUGUUUCUUUUCAAUGAGGAUUACAUCAGUUAUCCACUUCCUGAAUUUGCUAAAGAACCGCCAAAGAAAGACAAGUAUCAACUUGCAGAUGGAAGAAGGAUCCGGGAUUUAGACAGAGUGCUCAUGGGAUAUCAGACGUAUCCGCAGGCGCUCACGUUUGUUUUUGAUGACAUUCAGAAUCAAGAUCUCAUGCAGAACCUGACCCUUGAUCACUUUGACAAUGUUCUCAGUUUUCCUAAAGGGCAGGUCACCCAGGAAGGCAGCAGCAGUCGAGAGGUCCUGUGGUGUGUCUUUAUCCCAAGUCCAGAAAGCCGCGAGAAACUAAUAUCUCUCCUUGCUAGGCAGUGGGAGAUCUUAUGUGGUCGAGAGCUACCUUUGGAGCUCACUGGGUAGUUUUAUUUUUUUCAAAUAUUUUAGUUACUGCAGAGCUGAUAGAGGUCAGGCCGAAGACUAUGAUGACUUAAAGCACAGCAUUGAUUGAAUUAAGCAGGGAUUGGCACUCUCUUCACAGAAACAUAUUACAUUGAAGUUUCCUGUGUGUUGCUGUUAUAAUUCCUUGUGCAGUGAAGAGGUUUUAAUAGUACAACCAAUCUGCUAAAACAUUAAAACUGGAAUUUUCUAAACUAUAUUUUUAUGUAACAGUACACAUUCAGAUUCCUUAUUAAGCAUCCCAGGCAACUGUAUGGAACAAAAGGAGUCAAUACUUGGCAUACUUUCAUUAGGACUGUUAUGUUUCCACUGUGGUUUUUGUACAUAUAUAUCAGUCUUGCUAUUCUAUACAAGAUAUGUAAAUAAUGGUAACUAAAAAUGCUUGAGCUAUGUCAAAGUGCAAUGUUCUUUGUUCAAGAUGUAUUUUAUUGCCUAUGCUGCUAACAAUUAUUUAAUAAUCCUUAUAAUUUUUACAUUUCAUUCUUUUAUGAUGUGUCAAAUUUAAUUUUGUUUGCUAAUCAUGAACAUGAUGGAAGAAUUCACCUAUAACUGAAAGUUACUGUUACAUCCGAUGGACACUUUUAAACAGUUGAGAAAAGUUAUCAAUUUCAGUUCACUAAUGCAGACAAAGGUUGGCCAGGAUUGGCAAUAAUUGCCCUGUUGCCAACAAAUCAAAGGAUACUUGUCAUUCAGAGCACUGUGUUUUUCUGUUGCCAAGUUUCUCAAUACAAAUAAACCAAAAUUUGUGUUUCUGACUUUCCAUGAUUUUGCUCACAGUGCAGGUCAGUUGUGCAUUUAUCUUUCUAAUGAGCCUUUAGACCUGUGUAGGAAGCCUCAAAGGCAAAGGAAAAUUUCUGAAGAGACCAUCAUAGCAAAUAAUCCAAGUCAUGGGCAGUUCCUUCCAGGGGAAGCUUUCAUAAAAGGGACUGAGCCUAUAUGAUUAUUUUGUCUAUCUGGCAUACUCAAUAAAAACCCAUUGCAAAAUG